Molecule: messenger RNA, 1104 nt
Organism: Lodderomyces oxycetoniae
Lineage: Eukaryota; Fungi; Ascomycota; Pichiomycetes; Serinales; Debaryomycetaceae
Exons: 1
Coding region: 1-1104 (367 amino acids)
Source: RefSeq, a predicted model, not a curated record
AUGUCAUCAAUUCCAAGUCAACCUUAUGGGCUGAAGCAACAGCAACAGCAACAGCAACAUUCUUCUACAAUUCCAACUGGUUCGGAUAUACCUCCUCCAAUUAUUGAAUCAAAACCAACUAGUAAUUUCGAAUUGUCUCAAUCCAAUUCCAUCAAGCCCUAUCCAUCUGUUUCAGACGCCACUACUACUACUACUACGACCCCCACUGUCCAAGGACAAGGUCCACUCUGUUACUUGUUAACCUGGAAAGAUCCAAUCUACACUGGUAAAGUAUUUGGCUCUCUCAUUCUCGGUUUAGUUAUCUUCAAAACCGUCAAUUUGGUCAAUAUCUUUUUCCAUGUUGCUUACAUUGGUUUAUUGUUUUCUGCUGUAGCCGAGUACUCGGGUAAAUUGAUUACGGGAAGAGGUUUUGUUACCAACUACUCCAAACGGUUUGCAAAUUCUUCUUGUGCGGAAAAAUUCAAUAAAGAAGUCUUACCAUCAAUUGCUGGUUUUACUGUUUGUUUUGAAAAAACUAUCAAGAAAAUCGUUUACGCUCAAGAUAUCGAGUCUACUUUGAAAGCUGCUGCUGUUUCUUACAUCUUGUACAAAGUAACCUCAUAUGUCACAUUGUUCAAAUUGUUGAUUACUGUGAUCUUCUCGGCAUUUACAAUCCCAUUUGCUUAUAAUAAUAAGCAAAAGGAAAUUGAUGCAUUUGUUAGUGCAAGGACUCAAUGUGCAAAGUCCCAAUUUCAAAAAUUACUCGCAAAGAUUAAAAAGGAAGCUGGUCCUCAUAUUGAUAACUUGAUCAAGAAGUCGGGUCCAGUUGGUGCAUUUGUUCAAUCCAAGAUCCCCGUUAGAACUGCUGGAUCAACUGUUGGUGACUCAAAAGCUACCAGUUAUGGUACUGCUGCUGAUUCUCACAGCACAUCAUCACCAUCACCAUCAAAACCAGUAGUUGGUGCACAUUCAUCUGGUGUUUCUUCAGGAGUAACUUCAUCAACUACAGUCCCAGUGAAUGCAACCAAACCUUUCCCAACUGUUCCUAAUACUACAGUUGGUGGAGAGUUUGACGAUACCGAUGAUUUUGCUGACACUACUCAAGAACAUAAACCAAUCUACUAG